Messenger RNA from Klebsormidium nitens, 2154 nucleotides. The record is from the annotation of a GenBank genome assembly. Lineage: Eukaryota; Viridiplantae; Streptophyta; Klebsormidiophyceae; Klebsormidiales; Klebsormidiaceae.
UAACAGGCUGGAUCAAAUCCGCAAUUGCAAAUAAGCCUUCAUAUCGUGAUUGGAAAGCCCAAACAAAAGCCGCUUGCUGGGAAGGGAUCACCCAACCACCUGGAAGGGAUUCUACCUUUCAUGUCUCGGUCUGAUCAUUUCCAACAUUGUCUGGCGAGCCCCCCUUCCGCCUGCUGCCAGCAUGAGUUCGCGCAGGCAUGGUGGCGGCGCGUCCAGGCCUGCUGGCCCUCUCUGGCCGCUGCUGAGCAGGCGGCGGUUUUGGCGGGGUGCCCUGCUGGUGGCCUUGCUGGUACUGGCCUGCCUGCAGCGCCAGCACCUGGGAGCGGCCAUCAGCGCAAUUGCCAGGAGGGGGCUGAUGCGCACCCAAGGACAGCAACCAGGAACGGAGGGGACCCGCAAUGUCAUGAACUUCGAGUUUCUGUGGAUGGCUCCGUUCCUAUCGGGCGGUGGCUAUGGUGCGGAGGCCACGGCAUUUGUGCUCCCCCUGGCGGGCACCCCGGAGCUGCGGGCGGUGCGCAUCGCGCUGCAUGGGGAUAGUGUCAACUACGACUAUGUACAGGGCAUUCCCCCCGAGCAGAUGCAGGUGCUGCAGCGCCUGGCGGACCCCUCCCCCGCCGGCCUGCCCAGCGUGGUGGUGUGCCACAGCGAGCCGGGGGCGUGGGACCCUGCGCUGUUCCAGACCAGCCGCUGCCCCCCGCGCGGCUACCACGCAGCGCUGUACGUCAUUGGGCGGACCAUGUUUGAGACGGACCGCGUGACCGCGCACCACGUGCAGCGCAUCAACCGCAUGGACGAGGUGUGGGUGCCCACCGACUUCCACGUCACCACCUUUGCGGCCAGCGGCGUGGACCCUGCCAAGAUUGUGAAGAUGGUGGAGCCUGUGGACGUGGACUUCUUCAGCCCACAACACGCGGACGGCACGCCCCGCGCGGCCCUGCUGCUGCCCGUGGGCAAGCGCAUCCUGGGCCCGCGCUACGAGGCGCUGGACCGGCCGUUCGUGUUUUUGAGCGUGUUCAAGUGGGAGGCGCGCAAGGCGUGGGACGUCCUGGUAGCUGCCUACCUCACCGAGUUUACUGCUGCUGACGCGUGCGUGCUGCUGCUGCUGACCAACCCGUACCACUCCGACCGCGACUUCGACUCCAAGGUGACGUCUUUGGUGGCCCGGCUGGGCCUGACCCGCCCCGCCGCGGGUUGGGCCUCCGUAUACCUGGGGGACCAGCACGUGCCCCAGACGGACCUCCCCGCGCUGUACCUGGCGGCGGACGCGUUUGUGCUGCCGUCGCGUGGGGAGGGCUGGGGCCGGCCGCACACGGAGGCCAUGGCCAUGCAAGUGCCCAUUAUCGCCACCAACUGGUCCGGGCCCACCGAGUACUUGCGGGAGGGCAACAGCUACCCGCUGCCCAUCAGCCGGCUGGUCCCCGUUGAGGGCGGCCCGUUCGACGGCCACCUGUGGGCGGAGCCGUCGGGGCAGGACCUGGCGCGCCUGAUGCGCCACGUGUACACCCACCGCGAGGAGGCGCGGGCCAAGGGACGGCAGGCGCGGCGAGACAUGCUGGCAUAUGCGCCACAGGCAGUGGCGGGGCAAGUGCUGGCGCGGCUACGGCAGAUCGAGGCCAAGCUGAUCAAGGCUGGCAGGCUGGGGGCCGGAAGGACACGCGCGAGCACGCUGAGUCAGGCUGCGGACUUGAUCGACGAUGGAGCAGGGGAAGAUCUAUAGAUGAUGCUACCGUCCAUGGUCGAGAGCUAGGAGAAGCAAGGCUGCGAGCGCGCACUUUUCUUCCAUGUGUUGGUCAUAGUGCAUUCUCUUUGACUAGGUUAGUAUCGUUGCGGUAGCGGUUUGCAAACGUUUUAGAAAAGACAAUGCUGUACUGCUGUUACGCUAUACACAGUCAAACAUUCUGAUCGGCAACAUGCACUGGCGACUUAGAAAAACAACAAGUCACACUGCGGCACGUGUUUGUAGGGCACCGUACAUACUCAGGCUCACGAGAGAAGUAAGUUUACCUUCUAACGGCUCUUACAAACCACACGGAGCUCCCUGGAAGUCUUUCUGACCAUGAACCAUCGAAAAUUGUCGUAGCUGGCCGCCAUGCUGAGCACUCGUUCUUGUGUGCUAGAUCUCAAUGUAAAGGGCAUUGAAUCCAUUGUUUUGAC